This is a messenger RNA of Peronospora matthiolae, 453 nucleotides long. The record is from the annotation of a GenBank genome assembly. Lineage: Eukaryota; Oomycota; Peronosporomycetes; Peronosporales; Peronosporaceae.
AUGGUGCUGGGCAGCGUCAAGGUCUACGUCGCGUGCACCUCCGUGCUGUAUGUGAAAUUCGUGGCGGCCACGAUGAUGCAGGGAGCCAAGAAGUUCGCCACGGGCGGACGUCCACCCGAAGACUCGAAGUUCUCGGCUUCCAGCCGCAAGCAAACGCUCGGCCUGGACACGACGAGCGACGUCCAGAAGCUUGAAACUGCUCAGCGCUGGGGGAACAUCGUGAUGAACGAUCUCGAGUCGAUUCCGUUCGGUCUCUUGGUGUUCGGGGCGGGGGUCAUGGCCGGAGCGGACUAUGACGUUCACUAUGGCGCGAUGCUUGCGUUCACGACGGCGCGCUGUCUGCACACGUACGCCUAUGCGAAGGCACUGCAGCCCAUGCGCUCAGUGUGCCACGGCGUGGGGAUGAUGGCGACGCUGGUUGGGCUGGGCAAUGCUGUCCGGGCAGUUGUCUAG